Molecule: messenger RNA, 654 nt
Organism: Leptosomus discolor (cuckoo roller)
Lineage: Eukaryota; Metazoa; Chordata; Aves; Leptosomiformes; Leptosomidae
Source: RefSeq, a predicted model, not a curated record
CAGUUCUUCAGAGCGCUGAAAAAUGUCAGGUUUUCUUGAGAACUUGAGGUGCUCGGAGUGUGUUGACUGGGGAGAGAAACGAAACACGAUCGCUUCUGUUGCUGCGGGAGUGCUGUUUUUUACAGGUUGGUGGAUAAUCAUAGAUGCAGCUGUAAAAUACCCUAAAGUGGAAGACUUCAACCAUUCAUACCAUGCUUGUGGGGUUAUAGCCACUAUUGCAUUCCUAAUGAUCAACGCAGUGUCUAAUGGACAAGUGCGGGGUGACAGUUACAGCGAAGGCUGUCUGGGACAAACAGGUGCUCGGAUCUGGCUGUUCAUUGGUUUUAUGAUGGCUUUUGGAUCUCUGAUUGCUUCCAUGUGGAUCCUUUUUGGGGGUUACGUUGUUAAAGAAAAACCAGUAGUGUACCCAGGAAUAGCUGUGUUUUUCCAGAAUGCGUUCAUCUUUUUUGGAGGCCUGGUCUUCAAAUUUGGUCGCACGGAAGAUUUGUGGCAAUGAACGCGCCCCUGGAAGUGCAUUGGCCACGUUGGUUUUUUAAGGGCACACUCCCCAACUUUUGUAAAACCAUUUUGUAAACGGUGACCUUCAGUUGUGUCUAAAGAUGAAUCAAGGAAAACUUAAAUCAUAGCACUCAAAAUUCCGGUCCUAUUCUGUUU